Osmerus eperlanus (European smelt) is the source of this 1481-nucleotide messenger RNA. RefSeq lists its product as uncharacterized. The transcript is spliced from 7 exons. Lineage: Eukaryota; Metazoa; Chordata; Actinopteri; Osmeriformes; Osmeridae. Bases 384 to 1217 code for a protein of 277 amino acids. The record is from RefSeq and is a predicted model, not a curated record.
UUAGUUCCGCCGACAUUUCGCUUCAGCAGCUGGCCCUUUUACGUGACUUACCUUUAAAUAGUUAUUUCAAAAUUAUUUGUGUCUAAACAACGUUGUAAAAAAUUAUUUAGUGCUUGGUAAAAUUCAGCUGUUAAUGUACUCUAGCUAAACGAAAUCAGUGUGGUAACCUGACAUUGUAAGUUAUUAUGGCUAUGAUGAUGGUGACUUGAUAUUUUCUCGCUAUCUAGUGUACUUUCAACUGUGACAGAAAUACUUCGCUGUGAGUUUGAUAGCGAGCCAUUGCGACAGCAUGGCAAUCAUUAACUUGGAUUCUAGAAACACAGAAAGUAACGCCAUCCUUUAAAACCGAGGUCACAUGUUGUAUCCAUAAGGUGCCUUAUGUGAUGGGUUCCUGGCACCCAGUUUCCAACCUGAGAAACUAUGCUUCCCAACAUCCUCCUGCGGUGACGUUUGUCUUGUGUCUGCUGAUCCUUGCCCUCUCCUUCAUCAGCAUCAGCUCCUAUGCCCACACACAGACCCUGCCCAAUCCUGAUACAAAGGACUGGAACAACUUCCUUUCCUCCAUCGCCCUUCACCAGCUGUGUGAGGUGACCAAUGGCACCACGGAUGAGCAGGUUUCUAGUCCUCCGAUUGGGCAGAAGACAGGUGGAAACUCAUUGGAGAGCCCUUCCCAGAACCCGCCUCCUGUGACCCAGUACUCCCUCCUUGUCCCACUGGCUCUGGUCCACAAGCCUGACAGCCAAACCCCGAAGGUUGUGGAGCUGCACACCAGUCUAUUGGCCAGUCAGCUGGGCUUGACAGGUGAUGAAACUGUGACUGUUGCUCUUCAAGUUUUCCCUCUCCCUACGGGGGAAAACACCUUCACCUGCCUUACCGUCAGCGCACCUGCACGCACUCUACCUCCAGCCCCUCUUCCCCCUCAGUGUCCAACCAACGAGAAGAUGAGCCCACCUGUCCGAGUGGUUACCGUGGAAACGGGUAGCCGGUCACCCAUGGCCUCGCGUUUGUGUUACAGCCUGAAGUCCACCCAUGACCCCACUCUCACAGCUUUGUUGACUGAGGAGCAACAGGACGUUGCAGUACAGCACCUGGUGCAAGUGAGUGUGGUCCUGCUGGGAAUGUGUGUCCUACUCUGUCUCUCAGCCAGCUUCUCACACACACGUCGUCACCAAGGCAACGGCCUGGGCCUACAGAUGGAGUCCCUUAUUGACUCCUGAUAUCGACCGUCAUAAAACCAAGGAGAGAUCAACGAUCACGGCGCCAGGAAAGUGAGAGAACAGAAAAAGGACGGACAAAAAAGCCUUUUAAGGAGGAUAUCUGCCUUUUUUAAGACAAUAAUUCAAUGGACCAACUCAUUUCUUACUUGUUAAUCUUGUGAUUGAUCAUUGACCCUUUAAACACCACCUUCAGGACCAGCUCUAAUAAUAAACAGCUCUAAUAGAGUUGUCAGCUAAAUUAAACUUUUUUUCCAUUUGCUCAAA